GAUAGACGGAUUGUAAAACGAACGAAAAACUCGUCAAUUAGAUUUAAGCUUUGCAUUAUCGUCAUCAUCGCCUUCAUCGUCAGUCAUCAUCAAGCAUAAGAAACGACUAUGUUUAAAGAGGAUAACGUUGAGCAAACUGAUGUCUACCAAUAUUCUAUCGCUACAGCUUUCAUCUGUACUGGUUUAGUGGGUUUAUGGCUUCACCUGAAGAAUCUUCUACGCUUAUCAGCAUUGAAUUCAAUCUUACCACGUAAUCUAGUGAAAUUGCAUUAUUGCCUAGCUGUGGCGUGUUUGGGUAGUAUUUCGCCGUCUCCAUUCACUGCACUUGGUGCUUAUCUAAAAAGAUGGCCUUUUGGCAAUUUUGGUUGUCAUUUAUAUGGAUUUCAUGGAAUGUUUUUUGGAAUGACAUCAAUCUAUCUCUCCUGUUUCAUUUGUUUCUUUACUGCAGUCGAUAUACUAAAUUUGAAACACGGUAAAGUGGCAGCUGAAGGCCAUGACCGCUGUUGUUUCUUUUCCUUCAUAUCGACAGUUCGAUGGCUAACAUCAAAAAGAUGUAAUUGCGUCAUUUAUGGAAUUUGGGCAAUCGGACUGCUGUGGGCUGUUUUACCAAUUUUUGGAUAUAGCAAAUAUACACUUGAACCCCAUCAAACAUCCUGCUUACUUGAUUGGAAUAAUUUGAAUGAAAAUCAUAAUAGGACAUAUUUGUAUGCUUUAUGCAUAAUUGGUUAUGUACUUCCAGUGAGUAUGGCAAUCUGGUCUCAGUAUAUGAUGAUAACGCAACAAUCAAUGAGUAGUCCAAAGAAGACUGAGAAGAAUGUUGACAAAAUUAAAAUGCUCACAAAGCUGAAUAAUUCAAUCCUGUUGAUCACUAUACUUGCAUGGUUACCAUUUGGUGUACUGACGUUAAACGCCUUACUGUCCAAUCCAAUAGUAAUCAAUCCAUUUAUAUACUAUUUUCCACAAUUAUUGGCGAAAGUUGGUGAAGCUUUGAUGCCUAUAGCUUACAGUCAAACUUUGAAACGAUUGGAAAACUGUAAAAAGGCUGAAUGAAAUGGGCAAACGAUAUUUUAUCGAUUGUUGACAAUAUAUUUAAUCCAUGUUGAAUUCCUUUCAAAUUAUUUAGUGUUUAAAAAUGAUAAAUAUAAUGUUGACAUUUAG
Messenger RNA from Trichobilharzia regenti, 1158 nucleotides. Lineage: Eukaryota; Metazoa; Platyhelminthes; Trematoda; Strigeidida; Schistosomatidae. The record is from the annotation of a GenBank genome assembly.